AGCAAAUCGGCAGGCAUGCCGCUCGUCCUGUACUACAACAUAAUAUCUCCGCCCUGUCGAGUGGUGUUGUUGUUUGCGAAAUGGUUGAAGCUCGAGCUAAACCUUAUCGAGCUGGAUGUGCUGAAGCGCGAGCACUACAAGCCCGAAUUUCUCAAGUUAAAUCCCCAGCACUACAUCCCCACGCUGGUGGACGGUGACGUGGUGGUGUGGGAAUCCAGCGCCAUCCUGAUCUACCUGGCCGAGAAGUACGCGCAGGACGACACGCUCUACCCAAAGGACAUUGCGCAGCGCGCGAAAGUUAACCAACGGUUGUUCUACGACAUCGGCACGCUGAUGCGAAGUGUCACCGCCUACUACCAUCCCAUCCUGAUGGGAGGCGAAGGCAAGCUGGAGGACUUUAAAAAGGUAGAGGAUGCCGUAGCGGUACUCGAUCGGUUCCUGAACGGCAGCCGGUGGGCUGCUGGGGAGCAUAUAACUGUGGCGGAUUUUGCGACAGCCGUCACGAUCGCUGCCCUGGAUGGGUUGCUUAACUUUGACUUUAGCGUCUACCCAAACGUACACCGAUGGUACGAGCAAUGCAAGCGAGACCUGGUGGGAUACACCGACAUCACAAAGGAAGCCACCCAAAAGACCCAAGCGUUUCUGGAACGAUUUCGAACCAUGCGUGCCAGCGAGCUGCAGUCCCAUGCCCAACCGGAACAGCAAUACACGGAGUUGCGACCGCCAAACCGGCGAGAAAGGAUUUAUGAGCCCAUGGGAGCCGUUGCUGCGAAAGGAGCUGAACUUGGGAAGGAUAUGGACGAUGCGCGCGAAAUGGCCACUCACGAUUAACGUGCUCUAUUGCUACCGAUACGACCGAUUGAUAGAUCAAUUGGACCCGGCAAC
Messenger RNA from Anopheles nili, 885 nucleotides. Its product is annotated as glutathione S-transferase 1-like. The record is from RefSeq and is a predicted model, not a curated record. The transcript has 2 exons. Bases 16 to 831 code for a protein of 271 amino acids. Lineage: Eukaryota; Metazoa; Arthropoda; Insecta; Diptera; Culicidae. Gene Ontology annotation, biological process: glutathione metabolic process. Gene Ontology annotation, molecular function: glutathione transferase activity.